AUGGAUUCUUUCGUCAACAGGUUCAAAAAAACAGCUUCUGUUUGGGUCGACGAUGGCUUUGCUAAUGGAUUCGUCGGGAUUGAUGGUGCAAAAGGGUUGAAUUAUCCGGUCUUCGAACUUCCAGCUUGCGAUAAUGCACCUCACACGGACGAAAAUUCAACGACUGAAUGUCGUAUCAAGCUUCAACAUGGUACCACAACUCUAGCUUUUAAAUUUCAAAAUGGUAUCGUGGUUGCCGUCGACUCACGUGCUUCGGCUGGAAGUUAUAUUGCAUCACAAACUGUAAAAAAAGUUAUUGAGAUAAAUCCACAUCUUUUGGGAACUAUGGCUGGCGGUGCAGCCGAUUGUGCUUUCUGGGAGAGAGAACUUGGUCGACGAUGCCGUCUUUACGAAUUGAGAAAUAAAGAGAGAAUUUCUGUAGCAGCCGCUUCUAAGCUUCUGGUAAAUAUGGUCUAUUCAUACAAGGGAAUGGGGCUUUCAAUGGGGACAAUGAUUACGGGUUGGGAUAAAACGGGUCCCAAUUUGUUUUACGUUGAUUCUGAUGGUACUCGAUUGAAAGGCGAUUUGUUUUCUGUCGGUUCCGGUUCAACAUUCGCAUAUGGUGUGUUGGACAGCGGAUUCGAUUUUGAUAUGUCAACCCAAGAUGCCAUCGAGUUAGGUCGACGAUCGAUCUACCAUGCGACUCAUAGGGAUGCUGCUUCCGGUGGUUCCAUUAAUGUUUACCACGUUAAGGAAGAUGGUUGGGAAUUCAUAAAUAAUUACGACGUUGGUGACUUGCAUUGGGAAUAUCAAGAUCAACCUAAGCCAAGACUAACUGAAACUGCACAGCCAAUGCUUAAUAUUCAAGCAUGA
Molecule: messenger RNA, 852 nt
Organism: Acaulospora morrowiae
Lineage: Eukaryota; Fungi; Glomeromycota; Glomeromycetes; Diversisporales; Acaulosporaceae
Source: the annotation of a GenBank genome assembly